UGUUCGACUUGCGCAAUGUUGUUUACACUUUCCCCCAGGUGAGGUGCAGGUCAGCUGUGUGGGGACGACUCUGCAGGUAACUCAACAGGGAAAGAUGGCGGACGUUGAGUUCACAAACACAGAGUACGGGAAGAACUGGGUCCGACUGCUCCAUAUCCGCAGGUUAGGGGGAAAACACCAGGAUAUCAGGGAGCUGGAGGUGUCCACCAGUCUGACCCUGUCCAGUAAGAAAGACUAUCUCCAUGGAGACAACAGUGACAUCAUCGCCACAGACACUCAGAAGAACACGGUCUAUGCUCUCGCUAAAACUAAAGGGGUGACCACUCCAGAGCAGUUCGGACUGGACCUGUGUCAUCACUUCCUGUCCAGUUUCUCCCACAUCACCAGGGUGAAGGUGGACAUUACCAUGGCACCCUGGAGGAGGAUGAAAAUAGGUGGAAAGGACCAUGCCCAUGCCUUCAUCAUGACUCCAGAUGCUGUAAGGUUCUGUCACGUGGAGCAGGCCAGACAAGGUGCACCAGUGGUUCAUGCUGGCCUGAAGGACAUGAAGAUCUUGAAGACGACCCAGUCUGGUUUCUCGGGGUUCCUGAGGGACAGGUACACCAGCCUACCUGAGGUGCAGGACAGGUGUUUGGAGACUGUCGUGCACAGCAGGUGGAAGUACAGCACACUACAGGGGCUGGACUUCGAUGCUGUGUGGAACAUUGCAAAGUCCACCAUCCUAGAGGAGUUUGCAGGUCCCGCGGCAGCAGGCAUGUUCUCUGCCUCUGUCCAGAAGACCCUGUAUGAUGCUGAGUGUGAGAUACUGGGACGAGUACCACAGAUCAGUGAAAUUGAGAUGACGAUGCCCAACGUGCACAACUUCACCGUGGACAUGUCCAAGUUUGGACUGGAAAACAAGGAUGAGGUCCUCAUGCCAGUUGACAAGCCAUCAGGAAACAUCCACGCUGCCAUCAGGCGCAAGACAACAGCCAAGCUGUGAGACAAGCAUGGAGACAGGUCACAACAACAUCUGGCUGGUCAAACAAUCAGACAGUAUUAGAUCAACAAAUGUAAAAAUGCAAUAUUAUAGAUUUACAGUACACUCCUGGAGGCAGGGCAAACCUCACCGUCUCGUAUCAGCCAUACGAGAAUUACAUCAUUCACCAGGACUCCAGGAAGAAUAGUGACAUAUCAUGACCAGUCACUAAUGGAGGUCUGAAUCAAACUAAAACCAAACUCCUGGCAGAAUUAGAUGCAGUUUUAAGAUUGGAUUCUUUGAAUGGCUAUUUCAAUAUCUAAUAAAGAAUCCCUUUCCACAGUCUAAUCUCUUUGUUGAGGAAGAAAACCUUUUGUCACCAGAUUUUGUUAAUUCUUUAGCAGGUUCUGGUGAUGUAAAGUAUUCAGUACAGAUAUUAGUAUUCAGCUAAUACAAUCUGUAAUAUCAUUCAGGUAAAUGCUUAAACACUCGCAGUGUAUACGGUGUAUCUUACAGUAAAGCUACUGUAACAGUAAUCAUUCCAAUGCAUAAUAUACAUUAAUGAGCUACAACUCUGCCUAUGUUUUAUGUUUUAUUAUGAAUAAUACAGGCAUGUAAGAUUUGUACGGGUAAUUUGGUGUGAUUUUUAUUUUUAGUCAGCAUAUGGAAACAUCAUGUUGUUGUUACUGAAUUUUAAAAUGUUGGUGUUUUUUAGGAUCAUGUAUAAUUUUAUGGGUUGAGCCGUACUGUAUUGAAAUGGACUAAGUUCAGACUUUGAUGUGUGACUUAUAUGGUUGGACAAAUGCAUAUCAAGAUAAUAUUGAAAUCUUUAUGUUCCCCUAUACUUUAUACAAUCAUAGCUAAUAGUCAAUCUGUUCAUUUAAUUAUAAUAUAUCCACACUAUGUAUAUCCCAAAUGAAAAGUAUUCAGGCAUAAGUAUUCAGGCAUAAGUAACAAAUUACAUUGAAUAAUUAUUAUAGAACACUUUUAAGUGUCUCCAUACAUUUUAUGUUUGCAUUUAGAAGACCAACUGUUGCAACUCACAUCUAAACGUGACUGCUUGACAUGACUUUCCAUUCUUUUAAUAUGGUUGUGCCAUAACAGUAUGAUAUAUGGUAUAGAAAAA
Branchiostoma floridae (Florida lancelet) is the source of this 2084-nucleotide messenger RNA. RefSeq names its product uricase-like. The record is from RefSeq and is a predicted model, not a curated record. Bases 95 to 982 code for a protein of 295 amino acids. Lineage: Eukaryota; Metazoa; Chordata; Leptocardii; Amphioxiformes; Branchiostomatidae. The transcript has 9 exons. Gene Ontology annotation, molecular function: urate oxidase activity. Gene Ontology annotation, biological process: urate catabolic process; purine nucleobase catabolic process. Gene Ontology annotation, cellular component: peroxisome.